This is a messenger RNA of Zea mays, 546 nucleotides long. Its product is annotated as guanosine deaminase-like. The record is from RefSeq and is a predicted model, not a curated record. The transcript has 4 exons. Gene Ontology annotation, biological process: purine nucleoside catabolic process. NCBI's taxonomy places the organism in Eukaryota, Viridiplantae, Streptophyta, Magnoliopsida, Poales, Poaceae. Gene Ontology annotation, molecular function: guanosine deaminase activity; zinc ion binding. The coding region runs from base 1 to 429 and encodes 142 amino acids.
AUGGCGAAUUCGUGGAGUCCGAAGAAUCUGAAUGUUCUCACCUGUAUUGUGGUGAAUUUUGCAGCUGUGCAAGACAGGGAUCACAAAUUCUUGACAAAGACAGUGGAAGAAGCAUACCGAGGAGUCGAUUGCGGUGACGGAGGUCUAUUUGGAGCAGUUGUCGUCCGCAAUGAUGAAGUGGUAGUUAGCUACCAUAACAUGGUUCUGAAGCACACUGACCCUACUGCGCAUGCUGAAGUAACUGCAAUUAGAGAGGCUUGCAAAAAGCUCGGGAAAAUCGAGCUCUCUGACUGCGAAAUUUACGCGUCCUACGAGCCAUGCCCAAUGUGCUUUGGUGCAGUUCAUCUCUCCCGAAUCAAGAGGCUGGUUUAUGGGGCCAAGGGGGAGGCUACCAUCGCCAUUGACCUGCAAUGCACUACUCUCUUAUGAUCAUGCGUGUACUGCCACAUUCUGAUAUGAGUACUCAACUUUAAAUUAAUCAAUCUACUGUAAGUCACAACUUUUGGAUAAAAUUUCUUCCUAGCUGAUAACCAUUUUUAUGUCACA